This is a messenger RNA of Malurus melanocephalus (red-backed fairy wren), 885 nucleotides long. Its product is annotated as zinc finger protein 185-like. Bases 203 to 847 code for a protein of 214 amino acids. NCBI's taxonomy places the organism in Eukaryota, Metazoa, Chordata, Aves, Passeriformes, Maluridae. The transcript has 6 exons. The record is from RefSeq and is a predicted model, not a curated record.
UGAAGUGAUGCCAGGCAGUGGCCCUGCCARGGAAUUGCUGCUCCUGAGAAAUGCAGGGUGGGGACAAGCGCUGACAAAUGUCUGCUCCUGGAGCUGGGAAUUCAGCAGCACAAACAGAUUGGAAACCUUGGGAGAACUCCAAAGAUUUUGAAGCCAGAUUGUGCCUCACCAUCUUGGGGUGACGCACUCAGGGCAGGCCUGGAUGGGAGGGAGUUUAGGAUGGCAGAGCCAGGAGAUCAAUCAGCUCCCUGGAUGUCACACAGUACCCCGUGCCAAGGAGCACCAGCCUGKGCCAGCUCGUCUUGGACACAAACUCUAUCCCAGAUCCAUCUUCUCCUCCCARCUCCAUAAAUUCUGUGCUCUGCAGGUGCCUCAGUUAACUCUGUCCUUUCCUGUUCCCUCAGAUUGGGCCGGGCCAGUGGGGGAUCCCCAGCCCCCAAAGCYGCUGCUCCCCAGCAGGACAGGUCCUCUCCCUCCAAGCCCCAGUCCGGAUAUCUCAUCAGCCCAAAAUUUCAGCUGCCCUUCCCUCCCCAGGGGGGUGUUCACCAAGACCAUCGAUAAGAGCCCAUCCGUGCCGGACCCUUCACCUCCCAGCCAGGCACAGAAAAGCACCUCCCUGAAGGGACAGAGCCGGUCAUCCUCGGGCUACAGGAUGACCACGGAGGACUACAAGAAACUAGCUCCGUACAACGUCCGGCAGAAAUCCGUGGACGGGGAUGAGGAGGAUGCGCUGUUCUCUCCCGAUGAGCUCAAGAAGCGGACAGAGGCUGCCAACAGCGUCCUGCGGAGCUCGGCCGGCCGCGAGCGCGCCUACGUCCUGUCAGCAGCCAAGAAGAGCAACGGGUGAGUGUCCAGAGGGUGGGAAUGGGGCUGAAGCCAGGGAAG